Messenger RNA from Cynara cardunculus var. scolymus (artichoke), 1235 nucleotides. RefSeq names its product 2-alkenal reductase (NADP(+)-dependent)-like. The record is from RefSeq and is a predicted model, not a curated record. The coding region runs from base 23 to 1132 and encodes 369 amino acids. The transcript has 5 exons. Gene Ontology annotation, molecular function: oxidoreductase activity, acting on the CH-CH group of donors, NAD or NADP as acceptor. NCBI's taxonomy places the organism in Eukaryota, Viridiplantae, Streptophyta, Magnoliopsida, Asterales, Asteraceae.
GUACUGUACCUAACUCCUUAAAAUGAUGAGCAACCAUGAUGAACAGUUUGAAGCAACACACACAGAGGGAAGUAAAAUGGGGAUCGAUUUGGUUGGAAAAACAGUGAAAAACAAGCAAAUCAUCUUCAAAGGCUACAUAGAUGGAUCUCCAAUGGAAAACGACAUGGAAUUGAAGCUCGGAGAUGGAUUGAAAUUGGAAGUUCCGAAAGGAUCGAAUGCAAUUGUAGUGAAGAACCUCUACUUAUCCUGUGAUCCUUACAUGCGUGGUCGUAUGCUUGAUUUCCGUGGCUCCUAUAUUCCUCCCUUCACCCCUGGAUCUGCAAUUGAGGGGUUUGGGGUGUCGAAAGUGGUGGAUUCCGAUGAUCCAAACUUCAAAAGAGGGGAUUUGGUAUCCGGGAUUACGAACUGGGAAGAAUACAGUUUAAUCCACAAGACUGAUCAGCUGAGGAAAAUUGAACAAGAUGAUGGAAUCCCUCUCUCUUACCAUGUUGGUCUUCUAGGCAUGCCAGGAUUUACAGCUUAUGUUGGUUUUUAUGAGGUUUGUGAUCCUAAGAAAGGAGACUAUGUUUAUGUAUCUGCAGCCUCUGGAGCUGUUGGUCAACUUGUUGGUCAACUCGCUAAGUUACACGGAUGCUACGUGGUCGGAAGCGCUGGCACAAGCAAGAAAGUGGAACUUCUGAAGGAUAAGCUUGGGUUUGAUGAAGCCUUUAAUUACAAAGAAGAAUUAGACCUUGAUGCAGCAUUGAUGAGCAGGUACUUUCCUGAAGGAAUUGAUAUAUACUUUGACAACGUGGGAGGAGCGAUGCUUGAUGCAGCACUAGCCAACAUGAGGAUCCAUGGUCGUGUAGCCGUCUGUGGGAUGGUUUCUCAGACCAAUAGAACCGACACGCAAACUUUUCUCAACAUGUUCAGUGUAAUCUCAAAGCGCGUCACGAUAAAGGGUUUCCUUCAGAGCGAUUUCGUGCAUUUAUAUGCGCGCUUUUUGGAAGACAUUACCGGUUGGUACAAGCAGCGAAAGAUUGUGUAUAUAGAAGACAUGAACAAUGGCCUUGAAAGUGCUCCGGCCGCCUUUGUUGGGCUAUUUUCCGGCAAGAAUGUUGGUAAGCAAGUGAUCUGCGUGGCUAGCGAGUAGGAUUUCUAUUCUUUCUUUCUCUACGAAUUUGAAUUCGAUUUUCUUAAAAGAUAAUGUUGGAGAUUGGGACACGUUUUAAGGUAGUUUUACCGAUUACUGCUCU